This is a messenger RNA of Austrofundulus limnaeus, 2251 nucleotides long. RefSeq names its product biglycan b (gene bgnb). Gene Ontology annotation, molecular function: protein binding. The record is from RefSeq and is a predicted model, not a curated record. Lineage: Eukaryota; Metazoa; Chordata; Actinopteri; Cyprinodontiformes; Rivulidae.
GUGUUUACAUCCAACAUGUCGCUACAUUGCUCCCUUCUGCUGCUGUGCGUGACACGGCUGGUCUCGCCCUCCUCUGCUCUGCCCUUUGAACAAAGAGGCUUUUGGGACUUUGCUCUGGACAGUUUGGAGAACGGCGGCUUGAUGGCCAUGAUGAGGGACGAGGAAGAGAUCUCGGGCAGCGGAGAGCUUCCCACUCCCGACGUGCCCAUGUGUCCCUUCGGCUGCCACUGCCAGCUCCGGAUCGUUCAGUGCUCUGACCUCGGUUUGACAGAGGUGCCAAAGAAUAUUCCUCCAGACACUAAGUUCCUGGACCUGCAGAACAACCGCAUCAGUGAGCUAAAGGAGAACGACUUCAGAGGCCUUACUAACUUAUAUGCUCUGUCUGUGAGGAAUAACAGGAUUUCCAAAGUCCAUCCCAAAGCAUUUGCCCCUUUGAGGCACAUGCAGAAGCUCUACUUUUCAAAGAAUCUACUGACCACCAUCCCCAAAAACUUGCCUUCUUCUCUGGUUGAGCUGAGGAUCCAUGAGAACCAAAUCAAGAAGGUGGCAGCUGGAGCCUUCUCUGGACUGGGCAACAUGCACUGCAUAGAAAUGGGAGCAAACCCCAUCCAGAACAGUGGGUUUGAGCCAGGAGCUUUUAGGGGACUUAAACUGAAUUAUCUGCGUAUAUCUGAAGCCAAACUAACUGGAGUCCCAAAAGAUCUCCCAGAGAGUCUCCAUGAGCUUCAUCUGGACCACAAUCAAAUCCAGGCUGUGGAACUGGAGGACCUGAGCCGCUACAAAAACCUCUUCAGACUGGGCCUCGGCUUCAACCACAUUCGUAACAUAGAGAACGGCAGCCUGUCAUAUCUGCCCAUGCUGAGGGAGCUGCACCUGGACAACAACCGCCUCACACGUGUUCCCCAGGGCCUUCCAAGCAUGAAGUACCUGCAGGUGGUCUACCUCCACUCCAACAACAUCAGUCACGUGGGCGUGGAUGACUUCUGCCCUCGAGGGUUUGGGAUGAAGAGGACGUUCUAUAAUGGCAUCAGCCUGUUCGAAAACCCCGUCAACUACUGGGAGGUGCAGCCGGCGACGUUCCGCUGCGUGGGCGACCGCUUCGCCAUUCAGUUUGGAAACUACAAAAAAUAAAGACAGGGCGAUGCUGAGCAAUUAUUAAAUAAAAGGCAAAAUUUAAAAAAAGGCAAGGGAAAUACUGGUGAUAGGGAGGCGGGAGCGAAGAAAAUAAUUUAAAUCUUGAAUAAAACUUGAGACAUAGCAGAAAAAGGAGUUCACAUUUGAUAUUUUGGAAACGUUUCUUUAGAGUGUUUUAUUUUUUAUUAUUAUUAUUUUUUGUGUGGUGCGGCCGAGUGAUGGAGAAAGACGGGAAAUAAACUUGUUGAAUAGAAAAAGGACUGAAACAUUCAAUCCCUUAACUUGAAGUGAGCAGUACUGCAUCCGGUUUUACACUUUUCUUUUACCUUUUUUUUGUAAGUGAAGUUUUUUCCACCUGAAGCUGAUAAAAAUGAGGAGAACGUUUGAGGAGAGUGUUUGUCCCCCAAGCAUUUGUCUAUGUCAAAGUUCUGAAAAUUGUGGAGCCUUUUAUUCCAGUUUCUCAAAAUAGCUGUUCUUGUGAUAAAAGUCAUUAUUCUGUUAUUGUUGUUGUUUUGUUGAAAAUUAAGAGUAAAURUAGAAAAGCAAUACAUUUUAGAACAUUUUUAUACAAAAAUGAUGCUUUAUGACGUCCUGUGUGUGCUGACUUGAUAAACACAUCGCAUUGUUCCUGUUUUUUGAUCUGUUAUUGAUCUUUAGGUCCUGAAAUCUCUGCAUCUUUUCUAAGUUAUCUGAGCAAUACCAUAACACAGUAUGUCUUACGUGGAGACUGAGCUGGUGAGGCUCUYUCCCCAGACUUAAUAAAGACUGAAUUAACACACCUGCUUUACUUUGAGAUAAGAAAAGCAGUGUGUCUGCACGGCGCAACACACAAAAGUAGUGUUGAUGCAAUGUUUUGCACAGAUUUUCUGCUUUAUCUGCUUUAUGGUACAAUAUGGGGGGUUAGGGUGGUGAGUAGUGGCCUGUUUACAGUUGUAGACUUUGUGUGUAACUACUUUAACCAUAAGUAUUAUGUCCUGUCUCUGUUCUGUAAUCUGACAAGCUACAGCUGCAUGUGAAUAAAGACUUUUUUUAGCCUGCUGCAUUCAGUGAGAAAACAACUGAUGGACCCUCUUUGGUUGGAAGCUGUGUGAGAAAUAAAGGAGAAAAACUGAAAACA